UAAAUACAAUUACUGAUCAUCAUGCAGUGAGAGUGAUGUUCAUAUAUUUGUGUGAAGUGUCAUGCGUGUCAUCGCUCUGCUGUUGUCAGGUUCCUUCAUUGUUGCACUUUUACCUGUCAUAACAUCAGCGACCAGAUACAAUUGGAAUAUUGUGUGUGGGGAUGAUUUGGGCUGUUCACCUUUGGUCAUGAGAUUAAUGUGGAUCAUUUUAAUGUUUUUCAUGAAUUCAGCACUGAUCUAUUUCUACAGCAUAGCACUGGAAAAUGAGAAAGAUUGUGUUGGAUGGGCCUGUACGAUUGGAUUUCUACAAGUAAUAUGGACGGCUUGGAAUUGUUUAUACUCAUUUCAGGAUUGGGGUUUCACCCGUGUUACCAUCGUGUAUGUGUUUGGAUCAGUUGGUGUUAUUUUAAUCAGCGCUGUUGGACUGAUGACUGAACUGACACUGAAAACUCUUAAUGGUGAAGGUCUAGUGGGGGAUCUGAGGAUCAUCGUGUUUUCCUCUGAAAGUCUCCUCACUGUAUCUGUGCUGAUUAUGAUUAUACUCGCACCCUGUAAUUACCACAGAUUCUUGCAAUGUGUAAGAAAUCUGCACCUGCUGAAUGAGUCCAGAAUGAAUCAGUGCUCUCAGACUGCAACAGAAACUCCAGCCGCUGGGUCAAACCAGAACCAAGAAUCUCAUGAAAUGAAUACUCUCCAGAAUAGACAAGAGACUGAUAGAAGUAAAGAAGAAACUCAACCUCAAUCUGUGGAAUCACAAAAAUGAAAGAUGAUCAUCUACCAGAUCUAUUAUCACAAACACACUGAUUAUUUAAAACUCUUAUGAGGAACUGAGAGUUCUGUGUUGUUUUUCCGUUGCACUGAGGGUCACUUUCAGUAUGCAUGAAAUCGAAUGCUUGACCACUUUAAACCUUAAAAAAACAGAUACGCGAAACAAAACAUAGGUUAUAUGAAGUUCAGAGCACUUUUAUCAGCCUCCUACAUUUACUUUCAGCAAUACCAGAUAUUUCAGACCGGGCAGAGUGUGGUUUUUGCUGGUUUUAAAGCAAAAUUAUUUGAAAGAUGGAUACUAUUUGUGAAAAGCAUUCACUCAACAUCAUAAUGUCAUUUUUGACGGAGGUGGCAUUUUGAGGGUUUUGCAUCUCUUUAUAUGAUUACUACGAUUUACAAACCUGUUUGACAGCUGAAGUUGGUAUUAAUUGUAAAUUAAUCUAAACAAACGCUACGUUUGCGGCACCUCUCGCUGUCUUGUCUGCCCAACCCUUGGCUAACACAAAGUGGCGGACCACUGGUGCCACUGGCCUACGUUAUCCAUCUUUUUCUUCACGUCUCCAUGGAGGGCGCCAUUACCGCAAGUGACUUCCUGAUGGAUGCUCCUCACUUCCGUUUUGUAUUUGUUACUAUAUU
Triplophysa rosa is the source of this 1404-nucleotide messenger RNA. RefSeq lists its product as uncharacterized. The record is from RefSeq and is a predicted model, not a curated record. NCBI's taxonomy places the organism in Eukaryota, Metazoa, Chordata, Actinopteri, Cypriniformes, Nemacheilidae. The transcript is spliced from 7 exons. The coding region runs from base 62 to 763 and encodes 233 amino acids.